AUGGCGGAGAACUUCGCGGUCACGCGCCCUAUUUGGAUCACGGCGUCUGGAAGGUCGCAAAAGACUGGAGACCCGCCACUCCACCUUCCCACCGACGGUCAAGGCCCGGGAAACUUCGAGUCAAGGUUUCCCACCGCGUCCUCUGCCAACCCCACGCGCUUCAAUAUGGCAGCCGAGCUAGGAACAGCGGGGAAGGAGAGUGGUAAGGCUUAUGCCACGGGCUAUUUCAGCACAGCGGCGGGAAUGGAGGAAGCCGCCUCCAGCAUUCCAGGCGGAACGAACGCGGCCGAGAUCCCCGCUUUUGAUCUCACUCUUAGAGGGUCACGGCGGGGAACGAGGCCCAGGGAGUUCGGGCCACCUGGCAAGGUGGCAGGCGUCGGAAAUGAGAGGGCGGAGAGCCGGCGGCGGGCCGACGGGCCGGCCGGCUCGCCGGCUGUCUCGGCCCCGGCCCCUGGCGGCUUCUCGGACCCCGACCCGGAGUCCCGGGGCCCGGCGGCCUCUGGUGGCCCCUUCCGGGUCCUGGGCAACCCCGUGCCCCCCGGCCCGGGCUCCAGAGUUCAGGCUUCCCGCCACACGGUUAUAUGGGCAGGAGGGGCGCGGUGUGGGACCCCGCGGCGGCCUCCCUCCUUCCCUCCCUCCCUGCCUCCCUUGGGCCUGCGGCUUGUCCCCCGCCUCCCGGCCGGACGCCGCUGUGCCGCAGACACCCUGCGCCCAACGCUCCGCCCUUCCGCCGGCCUCCCCGGCCGCUGUCCCGUGUGGGGCCGUGGGGGUGCGCGGGGGGGGGAGGGUCCCACGGUGGCCCCCGGCGGGGUCCUCGGGCAGAAGGGGCCGGGGGGUUGUCAGCCCCCCGCCCGGGCCGUGCGGGACGGGGCCCGCGCCGGCGCCGACGCGGACUCCGGGGAUCACGGCCCGCCGGAUCCCGCCCUCCACGAGGCGGCUGUCGAAGAGACCCCCCACCAGAGUCUGGUGCGGGUGCUGGAGAGCUGCCUGUCCGGCUCCAAGCGAACCAAGCUGGGCUGCUCCCGACUGCUCCUGCCCGAGAAGCUGACCCACAGGGUGGCCCGAGACGUCCUGCGCCUCUCGGCCGCCGAGCCCUGCGGCCUGAGGGGCUGCCUCCUCCACGUCCACCUGGAGGCGGACAGGGCCUGGAAGCGGCUGGACAGCAUCGUCUGGGACGCGGACAUCGUGCCCACCUUCGAGCUGACCCUGGUGUUCAAGCAGGAGGGCCGCUCGGGGUCGAGCCUCGGGGACUUCUUCCGGCCCGGGGCCCGGCGGACCCUCGUCCUCGGCCCCGGCUUCCGGCUGGUGAAGAGGAAACUCUACUCCGUGAUCGGAACGGUCGUCGAAGAGUGCUAGGGAGACGCUCUGGCCCCUCGCUUUACAUCCGUAGGACAGAGGACGACACCGAACUGAACGCCAGCCUUCAUUUUUGUAGUUGGUCCCCGUUCCCAGCCUUAAGGCUUGAGCGCUCUUCGGCGAGACAGGUGACUUGGGGCAGAAGUGGCCCAUUCUGAUAGCUUUAUAACCGUCUCAAAUCCGGCGUCAUCUGCCGCGGGAUAGGACGAAGACGACUCCGAACCGAACCCUGGCAGCAGUAGUCGUCGAGGAGGAGAAACGGCAGUAGCAUUUAUCGAACGCUCACUUGAUGCGAUGCGCUGUACUGGUCGCUGGGAAUUCCAGAAUGACGCACACCCUAACGGGGGAGAGAAAUGUAAAGAUAAACAGGGCCCUGGUAACUUGACCGGCUUUCUCAAGAAGCGUCCGAUGUAGUUUAACCCUCUUUACCCCUGCGAUCCUCCCCCUCCUCCCCUCCUCCCGCCCCAAGCCGCCAUGAUGCAGUAGAAAUGUUAUUAAGCGUUUCCCAUGUGCAGAGCACUGUACAGACCACUGGGAAAUGAUGCCCAGGUGGGAAAUAGACAGGGUCCCCUUCCCCUGGUUGGGAGGGGUGGGCAAGGGGCUCUCAAAGGGGAAGACCCUGGGGUCUUAAGGUCAGUCUGCUGCAGGAUAGGACAAAGACGACGCUGAGCCCAACGCCAGCCUUCAUUCUGAUAGUUGAACCCGGUUCCCGGCCUUGAGGCUUGACUGCUCAUGGGCGAGACAGGUGACUUAAGGCAAAAGCGGCCGCUUUUAGGAGCUUCACGUGGCAGCUUUAUAACCGCCUCGAGUAUAUUUUUUAAAAGCAGCACGAAAGCGCUUUCGGCCAAGCAGAAGAGCUCAGAGAAUGCCGAGCGCCGAUGUCCCUACCACCACGAGGGAGGAUCGGUCGGUCGAUUGAAUUUAUUGAACAUUUACCGUGUGCCGAGCGCUGGACUAAGCGCUUGGGGAGAGUACAGUAGACCUGAGUUGGUCGACACGUUCCCUGCCCACAAGGAGUUUACAAUCCGGAGUUUAUUACAAGGCCAGUGCGGAGACGGGCUCUUCGUGAAAUGGGGUCAGGGAGAGGGGACUCAGUGAAAUCAGCCACUCUCUCGCCCUGGACCAUCCCUGCCCGCCAGCUGCCCCGCAAAAUCGGUGAAUACGGCAUCAUUCGUAGUGACCUUUGGGUGCCAGGGUUCAGCUCAACUUUGGGGCCUGAUCCCGGCUCUGCCAGUUGCUCGGCGUGUGGCCUUGAGCCAGUCGCUUGUCUUCUCCGGGCCUCAGUUGCCUCAACUGUAAAAUGGGGACUCAAGACCCAUUCUCUCUCCUACUUUGAUUGUGAGCUCCGAUCUUAGAUUGUGAGUCAGAGUCUGCCCUAAUAGACCUGUACUCAUCCCAGCGCUUAGAACGGUGUUGGACGCACUGCAAGCGCUCAACGAAUACCAUACGAGAAGCAGCCCGGGAGCUUUCAUACUGGCUUUCGAACAGGAAGAAAGCGACCUGUUCCGUCCUCGAUAAUAGAUGUGGCAUUUAAGCGCUUACUGGGGUCCCAGCAUUGUGCGAAGGGGUACGUCCGGUAAAAUCAGACCAGACACAGUCGCUGUCCCACGUGGGGCUCACGGCUUCGGGAAGGGAAUCCCGAUCAAUCAGUGGUAUUUAUUGAGCGCUCACACGGUGCAGGGCACCGUGCCAAGCGCUUGGGAGAGCGCGAUGCCGUCGGUAAACACGAUCCCUGCCUUGGAGGAGCUUAUCCCGAUCCUCGAUGGAAUCCUGGCCGUCAAAGUGAGGAAUUACGCGCCCGGGCUGGAAAGGUGAGGAUUAAAGCCCGCUCGCUCCUCGCUUGUUUGAGGAACCGAGGUAACCCGUUCCCGUUUGCCUUUUGUGGGCGGGGAGGAGGUUUUGCCCUCUGGUCCCACCUAAACCCUCUCGAUGGCCAAGCUGUGGGUCCGACCCUGACAGUGACCUCUUCCACAAGGAUAGCCGGGUCUCCUUGACCGGGAGGUAGGAGAGGGAUUGGGCCGUGGCUUGGCCAUGGAACUUCUCACGUGUACACUUUCCAUCUGAGUUUUUAGCGGGAAGCAGUGACCCGUUUCUUUUUUUUUUAAGGUAUUUGUGAAGCACUUAAAAAUGUAAAAAUGG
Molecule: messenger RNA, 3495 nt
Organism: Ornithorhynchus anatinus (platypus)
Lineage: Eukaryota; Metazoa; Chordata; Mammalia; Monotremata; Ornithorhynchidae
Gene: DDIT4L
Product: DNA damage inducible transcript 4 like
Exons: 6
Coding region: 1-1356 (451 amino acids)
Biological process (GO): negative regulation of signal transduction
Cellular component (GO): cytoplasm
Source: RefSeq, a predicted model, not a curated record